AUCUCAAUACCAAUAAAAGAUGGCGUCGAAGAAGAAACGUGUGGCGGAGCCGAUGGUGACUGAAACAGUGGAGAGCGAUUCCGAUGAAAGCAGUGACGAUGGUUUUGAUGACAACGAAAUGGACAAUGAAAACAGUACUCCGAUAAAUCAGGAAGUACAAGUGGAAUUUGAAGCUCGUAUGCUGGAUGACAGUGACUUCCAUGGUGUUAAAACUCUUCUGCAACAGGUGUUCCUGAAAGCGAACAUCAAUCUCUCUGAGCUCACCAACACUCUUAUAUCCCAGAACUUUGUUGGAUGUGUUAUCAAGCAAAUGGAUAUUCCUGAUGAUGAUGAUGAUGAUGGAAUGGAGGAUGAUGACAGUGAUGCAGUGUUUGGAGUAAUGUCAGUUGUAAAUAUUACAGAAAAGAAGGACCUGGAGUGUGUACAACAGGUACGCUCCCUUCUGCUGGACCAUUGUAAAGCCUGCGCCAAAGAGAAAAUGUCUCGUUUCUCUGAUAUGAUACAUGAUUCUGAUAAACACAUGGGCCUCCUGCUCAGCGAGCGGUAUCUCAACAUCCCUCCACAUAUCUCGGUUCCUAUGUACGACUCCUUGAUAAAGGAUAUGGAGAAAUGCCAGAGAAAACAAAUGAAGUACUCCUUUGCUAGAUAUGUGAUGAUCAGCAAGACGUUUCGUAUGAAGAGUGCCAGUAAACAGAAGGAAGAGCCAAUCAACUUUUCCAAUUCAGAGGAGGAACUGCUGCAUGAGGUGAGUGAGCUGAGCUUUACUUACUCUGUGGAGGAUGAUCGGGACACAGUCGUGGGUGGUCAGUGGGACUCUGACAAUCCUAUGGAGGCCUUGCGGACAGUAAUGGUCAUCCCUGCUGACCAGCUGAGUGUGGCAUUGACCAGAAUAAAGGCUGAACUGGCUUCAACCUAAUUUUGCAAUAUUAAAAUUGUUUUAUCUUUAA
Pecten maximus is the source of this 947-nucleotide messenger RNA. Its product is annotated as BRCA2 and CDKN1A-interacting protein-like. Bases 20 to 916 code for a protein of 298 amino acids. NCBI's taxonomy places the organism in Eukaryota, Metazoa, Mollusca, Bivalvia, Pectinida, Pectinidae. The transcript has 7 exons. Gene Ontology annotation, cellular component: nucleus. The record is from RefSeq and is a predicted model, not a curated record.